This is a messenger RNA of Daldinia decipiens, 6237 nucleotides long. RefSeq lists its product as uncharacterized. Gene Ontology annotation, molecular function: zinc ion binding. Gene Ontology annotation, biological process: mitochondrion organization. The coding region runs from base 334 to 6156 and encodes 1940 amino acids. The transcript has 4 exons. NCBI's taxonomy places the organism in Eukaryota, Fungi, Ascomycota, Sordariomycetes, Xylariales, Hypoxylaceae. Gene Ontology annotation, cellular component: mitochondrion. The record is from RefSeq and is a predicted model, not a curated record.
CCACCAAAAGACGCUCGGCGUCGUGCACAGCGAAGAGAUUUAUUAACCGGCGAUCCGGCAACCGAGCCUUACUUAAAUCUUUCAUCAGAGGAUGGCUUCAUCCAACACGCCAAAAAGAAGAACAAGAGGACGCCAGCAGUACAAAACCUCAAUCGGGCCAAUGAGACAGCGAAUAAUAACGACGGCAAAGCAGGCGGUGCUGGUGGAGGUGACGGGGAUCAAAACGAUGGUCCAGGAAACACCGGUGGGGGUGCGGGUAGUGAUGGCAAUGACGGUGGUAAGGGUAACGAUGAUGAUAAGGAUAAGGAUAACGAUAGGAAUGACAAUAAAGACAUGGAAAAAGAAAAGGAGGAAGAAAAGGAGAAAGAGAAAGAGAAAGAGAAGGAUAAAAAAGACGACACGGCCGACACAAAACUAGAUGAUAGCAUGGCGGCUCCUGAGACCAUUAGCAGCAAGAAAAAGAAGAAGGGGAAGACCCAGGUCGAAGAGAAGGUUGAAGCAUUUGAAGUACCAAGUAAGCCUGACGCCUUCCAGGACAUCAAGUUAGAUGAGCCCGUGAGGUCGUCCUUGGAUAUCGGUUUUAGGGGUAGUAGUACUACUACACCCGAGCCUAAGACCAACAUUUUUAUUCCGUGGCGUAGUGCCUGGGGUAGUGGUCUCGGGGGCCUAUUUGGGUCCAAAGAUGCUGACCACUCCAAAGAUAAAGAAGAGAAGAAGGAGGAGAAAAGGGAAGAGACGAAUGCUAGUGCGUGGAGCAUUGAUGGGCCCAAGGAUAAGAAGAAGGAUAAGACAGGAUUCGGAUUCGGUUCUUUAGACGAAACAGAGAAUAAAGCUGAAGCGCCCAUCUCUAAGAGGAAGUCUGAGGAGAAGUCCGAGAAUUUUGACCUCGGCCUGGGCCCGGCUAAGAAGGACAAGAACAAGAAGAAGAGCAGCGCCUGGGACCCUGAACCCCUGCCCAAGGAGACACCAGCCGCUCAAAGCAAGGAAUUAGGGUCGACUGCGCUCGAUGACAACUGGGGAAGCCCCUGGGAAGCAACCACUACUGCUAAGAAAAAGGGCAAGAAAGAUUCUGCUGUCGUAGCGCAUGAACCUGAGAAGACUGAGCCUAUAGUUAGUACUGUUAAUAACGCCCCGGCCGCCAUCGACUUACUUGUACCACCGUCUAAAAAAGAUAAGAAAAAGAAGACAGGUGCCAUUGAGGAAACCCCCGAGCCCGAGCCCCCGGCACCGGAGCUGGAGCUAGAGCUAGAGCCGGAACCCGAGUCUGUGAAAGAAGAGAACCCCUGGAGCGGCAUAUAUGGGACGUCCUCUAAGAAGAGCAAGAAGAAGGCAACCGAGACACUUAAAGGGUCUGACCCGCCCGUUCCUGAUCCAGAACCUGAUACUUUGACUCUUGAUAGUGGCUGGGGCUGGGGCGUGAAGGACAAAAAGAAGAGUAAGAUCGCAGAAGCUUCGAAGGUAGAAGAGUUAACGCCGCUGUCUGAACCUGCGAACAAGGAGGAAAACAAUUUUUGGGACUCCACAACUACGAAGAAAGACAAGAAAAAGAAAGGUAAAACUGCAACUACCACGCCGGAGCCUGUCGUUGAGAUAGUAGAAGAGAAAGCCGAGCCCGAAUUCAAACCCAAGCCCAAACACAACGAUCCUUGGGAGGUGUUCGGGGCCAUUAAGAAAGAUAGGAAGAAGAAGACGAAAGACCCCGAACCUGAACCUAUUCCAGAGCCAGUAGUUGAGCCUGAGCCUGAACCCGAGAAAGAUGACGACUUGGCGAAUUGGGAUGUACCUACCAAGAAGAAGAGCAAAAAGAGCAAAGGUGCCGAGGAAAUCAAGGAGCCCGAGCCAGUGUCGACACCAGAGUCCCCAACAGAGCCUGAGAAGAAGGAAGACGACUGGGGUCUUUUCGGUAAAUUAAUUAAGAAGGACAAGAAAAAGAAGAACGUCGUUGCAGAUGAGCUACUUGAAGAUAUACCCAAGGAGCCUGAACCGGAGCCGGAGCCCCCGAAGAAGGAAACUGUCGAUUUUCUAUCUUUUACAGCUACAACGAAUGAGAAGAAGAAGAAGAAGAAGAAAGGUGCGACGGAGCCGGAACCGGAACCGGAACCUAUCUCAGAGCCAGCGCAAGAGCAAGAGCCGGAGCCGAAACCAGAACCAGAACUGGAGCCUAUAAAAGAAACCGAACCUGGGGAGGACGAUCAUUGGGAGUUGUUUGCCGCUGCCUCAAAAAAGGACAAGAAAAAGAAGAAGAAAACUGCCGCGGGAGAGCCCCUUCAAGAACCAGGGUUUGUUCCCGAACCUACACCAGAAUCAGAACGAGAAAAAGUCGAGCCUACUAACGACCGGGCUGCAUGGGGCACCUCAAGUAAGGACAUAGGCAAGGGUAAAAAGAAAAAGAGCAUCUUAGAUGAGCUUGCUCUCAAAAAGUCGGAGUCAGAACUAAAGCCAGAGGUACUUCCCACUCAAAAUGAUGAUGACGCGUGGGGCCUCAGCACCUCUAAGAAAGAUAAGAAGAAGAAGAGUAAGACCACCAUUGUCCCGGAAAAGCCACCCAAGGAAGAGGAAGUAGCACCGCCAGCUCCAUCUACCUCUGAGCCAGAACUCGAACGGGAACCCACUUCUACUUCAGCUACUGAGCAGCCGAGCGCUUGGAGCUUUUGGGGUGCUGCCAAGAAGCCCGUCAAGAAAGCGAAGGAGGAGUCUCCCAUUGAUGAAGGUAACGAAGGUUGGCUGGGCUGGGGCAAGAAGAAAAUCCAGGCAUCAACAGCUCUUGUCGAAACCAAUACAGAUCCGGAGUACGAAGACUCAGAGCCACCGCCGGCCGUACCUGAAGCCGACGACUUGUGGGGUAGUUUCACAGGUGACAAAGACAAAAAUAAAAAUAAUCUAAUGCCGGACUCGAUUGAAGAGCCCAAGAAUGACGACCCCUGGACUAGCAGGUCAAAGAAAGUUAAGAAGAAGAAGGGUAGUAAGAACAUUCCGGUCGAGAUAGAGAACGAGCCCCACCUUAACGGUGUCAAACCCGACUCAGUAGAAGAGAGUAGGGGUGGCAAUUUCGACGACGAUGACUGGAAUUGGGGACAAGGUAAAGACAAAAAGACAUCUCCACCCCCAGCACCCACACCACCUUCAUUAGAAAUGAGUUUGUCAGGCCGAGAACUGGAAGAGAAUGUCUGGGAUGACGCCAAAAUUGGAGAAAACGAGGAAGAAAAGAGAGCAGCCGCGGAAUUGGCAAAUCAGAUUGCCGCCGAAGAAGACGAGUUGGCAAUGCUAACAACUAAGAGCCAGAAGAAGAAACUCUCUAAGUCCAGUCAGAAAAGAUUCGAUGAGCUUACUGCAAAUGCCAAACGUCGUGCUAAGAAGAAGCUCAAGGCGGCAGGUCAGAUGAGACUUGAUGAACUUACCGAGAAAGCCCAGGCCCGUGCGGAAGCGAAAGCGUCCCAAGAGGCACAAGAUCAACAGGCACUUGACGCUGAACGAGAGGCGCAAGAAGCCGAGGAACAAGCAGCGCGAGAGGCCGAAGAGCAGAAGGAACGAGAAGCUCAGGAACAAGCGGCGCGCGAAGCAGAAGAAGAGGAAGCUCGCGAGGCUGAUGAGCUAGCUACGCGCGAACGCGAGGAAGCCGAAGCAGCAGCCAAGAAGAAGUUGAAAAAGAGCUCUAAGUCCGAAGAUAAAAAGUCUAAAUCCAGCAGCGCCAAGGAUAAACUAUCUAAAAAGGACAAGGAAAAGGAGAAGGAACGGGAAAGAGAAAGAGAGCGGGAGGAGAAAAAAAGGGAGGAGAGAGAGAGAGAAGAGAAAAAAGAUAAUAGAAGGAACGACGACGACGACCUGGAUCUUGAUAAUAUUGAUCUUGCUCCCGAACAGAUCGAUGAGCUUUUAUCUGGUUUCUCAGCUCCCAAAAUACAACCUCAGCCUAAAUCUAAGGCCGAGACGUAUAAAUCCGAUGCAUUUUCAUUCUGGGGUGCCAGGGCGAAGAGCUCGUCACCCGAGCCGCUUCCGGAAGAACCCCCCAUUGAGGAUGCCCCAUCGUCUUCGAAGACUCCCACAACCGAUGAUGACUGGAUGAAGCCAAGGAAAGCUAAGGCCAAGAACGGUAAGCUUGCCGAAAAGCUUAGGAAAUUUGAACCGGCCAAAGAGGAAGAAGACGAUGACCUGAUUGACGGGCUGGCUGCGCCGCCGCCACGUGUUCGUGUCGCACCACCCGUCGACGAAGAUAACAAAUUUAGGUCCUCUAGAGACAUACUCCCCGGGGGGUUCCCUGACGAAGAUGAGAAUGAAAUCAUUGACAUCGUUGAUAUGGCGCCAGUACAGAAGAAAAAGAAGAGCAGUAAGAAGAGCAAGGCCAAGGCCGUCGAGACACCCCCUCCACCGCCUGAGGUUCCUAUUCCACCACCACCUCCUGAAGUGCCCGUCCCCCCUCCAGCUGCCCCCGACGAGCCCCCGACACCGCCACCCGAGGUCAAGUCCUCCAGAAGAGACCGACCUAAGAUCAGCCGUGAAGGUAGUGCAUCAUGGGGAGUGUGGUCGGCAACACCUCACAAAGAGGAGAGGAGACCCAAGCCGAGAUCCGAAGAGAAGAGGGCCCGGAGAGAGAAAGAGAAGUCAUCUUCUUCCAAGGGCUCGUCGUCAGAAAGGGAUAAUAAAUCCGAAGAGCACCCAGACAAGAAAUUGCCACCUACCAAUCUGCGCACGAACAGUAUAUUCCAGAGCACUCCUCCUAUCUCGCGCUCCAUGUCAACCCGCGAUAAACGCUACAGUGCGAGCAAGUCGGAUUCGCGUCGCCAUUCAGACAAUAUAGCAAAUGCACUAGUGUCGCCACCGCCAGAAGAAAUACCCAUGAUGUCCUCCAAGGCUGCCAAAAUAUUCGGUGUUGACAAGAGCGAAAAGAGUCGCAACCGCAAGACCUCUAUGGCACGUGCCUUGGAUGAUGAAGAGAUCGUCAUGGUUGGAGCCGGAGAAGUCCCUUCGAGCCCUGAGAAGUCGGCUCGUAGACGGCCAAAGCCCAAAACCGAGGACGACGCGGUCAUGUUUGAUAUAGGAAACCCUGCAGAUGCGGUACCUUUCAAGCGAUCGAGCUCGAGUGCCAAGAAAGGCAUUGCUGGUCUUUUUGGGGGCCUUAGGUCCUCGAAUCCACGCUCGGAAUCACGUCCCGAGCCACGUCGUCGCAGUACAUACUACACCACGGACGAUGAAGCACGGCCUGAUAAGAGGGCUAGGCGGUCUACACGAGAUUAUCACGUUGUCGAUGCAGAGGCCAUAGACGAGAGAGAGGCCCGCCGCGCAGCUCGCCGUGCCAGAAGAGCCGAAGAGAAGGCAGUAGAGGAAGCGCGUCUGGCGAAAGAAGAGGAAAGACGCGAGAGGCGAAGAAGAUAUGAAGAGGAGGCUGAAGCUCGUAGACAAGCUGAACGCGAGGCCCGACGAAAUGAGCGUAGGGCUGCCCGAGAACGCGAAGCAGAGCGCCUGGCAGUCGAAGCUAAAGAAGCUGAGAGAGCUGAACGACGUCGGCUUCGUAGACUUGAAAAGGAGGCUGCUGCCGCCGAGGAGAUGGAAACGGAAGCCCGCCGCGCUGCUAGGGCUGAACGACGGCGACCACGCUAUGCUGACGCUUCCGAGGACGAAGAAGAACGUCGACGGAGGAGACACGAAGCCAGGCGUGCCGAAGAAAAGGCCAAUCGAAGACGUACCAUGCCGGUUGAGGAUUAUGUCUACCCUCAGGAAAGAUCUUCACGGCAUGUUGUAGAUGAUCGCGAUCGUGAUCGUGAUCGUGAUCGUGAUCGCAGACGAAGCAGGCCUGCGGUUUGGCCUCACUCGGGUACAGAUUCCUGGGUGAAGGAGCAUUCAGAGUCUGGGCCACCCCCCGAGGAUGGCCCCACUACCGAUGCGCCUCCUGAGGAUGACGAAGAAGCUCGCCGUGCUGCACGACGAGCACGCCGCCGCGCGAAGCAUGGUGAUAUCGAUGCAGAAAUGGAGGACGACCGACGACGCCGUCGCGCGCGCCACGAGGAACGGGAUCAACGAGACCAACGGGAUCGUCGAGAUCGUCGUGUGGGCGGUUCGGACGGCAGUGGUGAUAAGAAUGGUACCAAAGGUGGCCCGCGCGAGUCUUUCUUCACAGACUCGACACCUCGAAGCAGUUGGUGGAGGAAACUUACUGGCUCUUGAGGAGCGGAGUUGGAGACUUGUUUAACAGGGUUGACACCCUACUGUCAUUGGCCACGGAAACAUUUCCUUGGGCGUGUUUUU